Molecule: messenger RNA, 2076 nt
Organism: Gopherus flavomarginatus (Mexican gopher tortoise)
Lineage: Eukaryota; Metazoa; Chordata; Testudines; Testudinidae
Gene: GNL3L
Product: G protein nucleolar 3 like
Exons: 14
Coding region: 338-1894 (518 amino acids)
Cellular component (GO): nucleolus
Molecular function (GO): GTP binding
Source: RefSeq, a predicted model, not a curated record
GCAGGAUCUGCCCCUGUGUCUGGGAUUUCAUUAAAUCCCCCCCCCCCAUUCUCUUCUCAAUGCCGCACCCUAUAGAGAUCGUUGUGUGGUUGAUCCUGAGGUCACAGAGCUGGGAGAGAACCCAGGAGUCCUGGCUCCCAGCCCCUCCCCCUCCAACCACCAGCCCCCACUCCCCUCCCAGAGCUGGGAGAGAACCCAGGCAUGUAGGCUUGCAGCCCCCCUGCUCUAACCACCAGCCCCCAAUCCCCUCCCAGAGCUGCUCUCCAGCCCCAUCUAAACAGUAAUUUCUUCCCAGGUGCUGCUCAGUGGAGACGACCCUGCAGCCCGCUGUGAAACCAUGACCCGGCCCAAACGCACAACAACUAUGAAGAAACACCCACGCAAGGUGGCGGAACUGAGGGCGCGGCAGGAGGAGGCCCGGCUCAAGGAGACCAGCCAGCGCCGCAGCCUGGAGUCCCUGCAGCAGGAUGCCCUCCGCAAGCAGCGGGAUUUCGAGCAGAAGGAGGCCGGGCUGCAGCAGCUGCAGGGGCACCCGCGGCUGGAGAAGGAGGGGUCCCGCAGGGCGUACUACCGGGAGUUCAGGAAGGUGAUCCAGGCGGCUGACGUGGUCCUUGAGGUGCUGGAUGCCCGAGAUCCCCAGGGCUGUCGCUGCCCCCAGGUGGAAGAGGCCGUGCUGCAGGCCGGGGGCAACAAGAAACUGGUGCUGGUGUUAAAUAAAAUCGACCUGGUCCCCAAGGAGGUGGUGGCCGGGUGGCUGAAGUACCUGAGGAACGAACUCCCCACUGUGGCCUUCAAAGCCUCCACCCAGCAGCAAAGCCAGCACCUGCAACAGAGCAAGGUGCCCGUGGCCAGGGCCUCCUGCGAGCUGCUGGCCAGCGGGGCCUGCGUGGGGGCCGACUGCCUGCUGAAAGUGCUGGCCAACUACAGCCGCAGCCAGGACCUCAAGAUGGCCAUCAGCGUGGGGGUCGUGGGCUUCCCCAACGUUGGCAAAAGCAGCCUGAUUAACAGCCUGAAGCGGAGCCGGGCCUGUAGCGUGGGGGCUACGCCCGGCGUCACCAAGUGCCUGCAGGAGGUGCAGCUGGACCGGCACGUCAAGCUCCUGGACUGCCCCGGCCUGGUCCUGGCAGCCGCGGCCUCGGACGCCGCCCUGGUGCUGCGCAGCUGCCUCAAGGUGGAGCAGGUGGCCGAGCCGGUGACGCCCGUGGGCGCCAUCUUGAGACGAUGCUCCCAGGAGCAGAUCAUGCAAUAUUACGGUGUGCCGGCUUACCGGAACGUCACGGAGUUCCUAGCGCACCUCGCCCGGAGAAAGGGGAAACUGAGGAAAGGAGGCGUGCCCGAUCACGAGAAGGCGGCCAAAGCUGUGCUGAGCGACUGGAUGAGCGGGAAGAUCAGCUAUUUCACGCACCCCCCAGAGACCCACACGCUGCCCACCCAUAUCAGCGCUGAGAUUGUCACGGAGAUGGGCAAGGCCUUCGACUUCGAGGCACUGGAGCAAGGCAACCAGGAGGCUUUGGCUGACCUCCCGUCUGUUCCCGUGGGCAUCGGCCUUGCCCCCGCUGGCCUCACCAGCGGGGCAGGGGCAGAGGCAGAGAUGGAAGAAGAGGAGACAGCAGGAGAGGAAGAAACAGCCAUGGACGAAGACAGAGAUCUGGAGCUCGACAGCGUGACGGUGGAACUGAAGGCUAAGAACAAAGCAGCCACUGCCGUGGAGAAACCUGUUCCCAGAGCCCCCAGCCUGGAGGAGAUCUCAGCCCUAGACCCCCUGCACCAAGGGCAGGGGCUGCGGGCAGCUAGCAGGCGGCGGAAGCAGCAGCAGAAAAGAGCAGAGAAAAUCGCCAGCAAACUCUCUGCCACGCUGACGGCCGCCAUGAACUUCGGCACGGCUGGCGACUAGGCACAACGGCCCCCCCAUGAGCCGUGCACUCCAGCUCCUUCAGGCUCGAUCCCCUCUGCUGGCCGGUGUGGGGCGGCCCAUGGAGACGAGACCAGAACUGCCACUACCGAAAAGUCAGGCUCCUUUUAUUACCAGCUAAAAGCCCCGGCGCGGCCCAUCUCCAAUAAAACAUCACACACAGC